Messenger RNA from Capronia epimyces CBS 606.96, 1362 nucleotides. RefSeq lists its product as uncharacterized. Bases 1 to 1362 code for a protein of 453 amino acids. NCBI's taxonomy places the organism in Eukaryota, Fungi, Ascomycota, Eurotiomycetes, Chaetothyriales, Herpotrichiellaceae. The record is from RefSeq and is a predicted model, not a curated record. The transcript has 4 exons.
AUGGAUUCGCUCAGCGAUUCCACUACUUUGCUGUUCCAUGGCCUAUAUCGAGUGCGAGAAUCCCUCCAGGACCUGCCAGCGGCCGGCGAGAUCCCAGUCAUCGCAGUGAGGAUCGGCAUCCUCAAAGAUGACGGCCUUGAAAGCGCACUCUGCAAGUCUCUCGCAGAGUUCUGUGCCGACUGUACCAAGGAAGACAAAGAAGAACUAGUAGAGACUGUCACUAGAGCGACUUCCGCCUUGAACACCUUGCGUAAAUUGUCGAAGGAGGCAGCAAAGAAGGCUCGUUGGUCAGAAGACGCCCGAAUUCAAUUUGAGGACAACUGGAUUCUGUGGUGCACCAGGAUCGAAAAAAUGGCAAACAUGGUCAUAAUGGACGAGGAGGACCGAGUGACGCUUCUGGGCUUUCAGGGCGACAGACGGAAUCACCAGUUGAUUGCAAAGCUUGAACGGCAGGAUCAUCGCUGGUCGAAAGACUCUUCCACAAAGAACAGCGAGGAAACUGCUCAGACCCUGGAAGAUCUACCGUACGACCGGCUCCGAGAGGGCAGCUGGGCAUAUGAGCGUAGCAAGCCCAAAGCAGUGGCAUUGCAUCCGACAGCUUCGUCAUCUUCAUCUUCAAUACUCCUGCGACCCUUCCGUUUCAUAGCUGGGCGUCAUCGUGACCCACUGCAAGCCAAGGAUGAUACUGAACCAGCCCGACUGGUGAUGCCGAAAUUGACCGGGGUCACCUCAAAGCCCUCUCUAGAGACCGUGUUUACCUUGCCAUCCACCUGCGAUGAAAAGACACUGAUCACUGCCAGACCGCCUCCGGUGAGAAUAGACCGGAUCACCCAGCCCAAGGCUCCACACUUAGGUCCAACCCAGGUCACCGCUGUUGCAAGCAGACUAGAAAGACCGUCUAAGGACUCUCAGAAGCAUGGAACGCUGCCGAAUAUGACGCCUACAGUGGGCUUGAAGCAUGUAACGCCGGCAAGCAAAAACAGCAAGGGCACCCGGGUUCAAGGCACCAAAUCAUCAACCCCAACGCUUUCGAGCAAGUCCUCUGCGCCAACGGCCGAGGCUCGACCGCAGGUGGAGGACAAAGUGAAAUUCAGUUUCGAGAGAAGAGCUGAUGGCAAGAUCGUGAUCGACGAGGAGGACGCCGUGAAGAUUCAAUCACUUCUCAACCCGGAGCAGUUUUCGAACGACUACACCGUCUACAGCAUCUGUAGACGGCCCCCGACUCAGAGGCGGCGGUUUGGAAGAGAGAGGAAGAUAUCGACACAUGGUCAAAUCCCCAAGCAUUUCGUCGAUGGCCUCUACCGUCAAUCUGGUCGAAGAAACAGUUCCAUCCAGGCCCUCUGGCCACAGCCCAGAGAAUGA